CAUUGAUCAUCUUUACAAUGCAAUGGAUCGCACAUAAACACUGCCGUUUAAUAUUGGUCUGUGAUACACACACACAGACCACCACCGCCGCCAAGAACUUUUACCUCACGCAAGUCGGUAUUGUAUUCCGCCCGAAGGCGUCGAAGCCUAUCUACAGGAGCUUCUCGGUAGAGAAAGUCGGAAUCACCAAAGUGGUGCAAAAUAAAUUUGUCAUGCCUGACCACAGACUCAAACUUCGUCCGGUUCUCGGUCUCAAGAGAAAAGGUUCAGUACGUUCUCUCAAGCAUUCUUAACCCUCCGAUGGUGGACCGAGAGGACGAAAGUGGAGCAGGUGAGAGCAGCUUUACUUAGGCAGAUUAGUACUUUAAGAAUGUUGAUCUCUAUCUUAAGCCCUAGACCUAGUGCGACAUUACUAUAGGAUCAUGAUCUCGGAGUGAAGUUGUAGUUGACACAUCAAAACACGAUCUGAGGAUUGAUGUUGCAGGGAUGUGGUGGUCCACUAUCAACGACCUAUUUCUUAAAAACGAGUUUCAUGAACAAUAAAGAGAGCGUGUAUCAACAUCUUAGAAAGGAGCGAACAUUACUGGCGCAGCAAGAAAUACAUACAAAAUCAAGAACAAAUCAACAAUAAAAACUUGUAGUGACGCCGUAGCUGGCCCAACAAAAGCGCAACACUAUUUUAGUUUUACCAGAAUGACGGUCCUCUCCCGUCUUUCGCGGCGGGCGGGCCCCGGCCUCAGUUCGUCCGUGUCCUCCGCUAGCCGCGGAGGUGUGCUUCACCAUUCCCGAAGAUCAACACCGUCCUCAGCGUCGCACUGGAGGAUCGUGUUGCUCAGCAAUGGGGGAAGAACUACCACGAGGUCAUUCUCCUCCCUGGAAACCUCACCCAUCGUCUCCACGCUGCAGACCAAGAUUCUCGCCUUGGCCGAGCAGAAAAAGGACGCAAUUGCCAUGAUCAAGAAGCUAUCCGCCGCAAACAUGUUGUGCGAAGGACGCUGAUCUUCAUUUUUGUUGCGAAAGAUAAAGAAUUUUUGAAAAUAGAGUCGCGCGGAGGUCUUCUGCAGGGCAUAAAGUAUGACGCAUUUAUUUGCAGUAGGGCAGCGGUUUAGUGCAAGCGAUCUAGUCUGUCGCAUGAAAACAAAAUCAUAGCUGCUCCUCACGCAUUUGAGAUCGCCUGCUGGGCCUCUUCAUACUCAGUGAAAAUGUCACAUGAGAAAAAUUGAAUCCAGAGGUCCCAUCAAACAUAUUUGCAAUCCCGAUACCAGAGCGACGCAAAGGUUGGAGAGAUCACCGCGGCACAGGUGUUUGGCGGCAUGCGCGGCAUGCCGGGGAUGGUCACGGAAACGAGUGACUUGCACCCGGAAAAGGGCAUCACCUACCGUGGAUACUCGCUGAAGGAUGCAAACAUAAAGUACGUUUCUACUUUUGAUUUGUACUUAUUUGCAUCGACCUGGGAUGAUCGCGUUGCAGCUGUGUCAUGGUAUAUGUAGACACAUCAAACCACGUAGUUCGUUGAUCCUGCGACAACAGUUGGUGAGAAAAGACGCCAAAAACUUUUCAAAAAAAAGCUUCUCCUCCUUCCCAACCGACUGACAUAUAAUUUCAUUCACCUAGAUUGCCGAAAGCCCCCGGCGGCGGCAAGCAGGGUUUACCGGAAGCCGCCUGGUGGCUGCUCCUCACCGGAGAGAUACCAACAGACGCCGAAGUGAAGGAACUCGGGGCGGAGCUCACGAAGCGUGCACCCAUUCCAGCACACGUUUUGAAGACACUCGCGGCGGUAUAAUUUUUUGAUGUGCUUGAAUAUUGCGACUUGAUUUGUAUGAAAGAACGGAAAAGUGAAUUUUUGAUUGAAGUCAACGAUGAAUGCACGACUGAUAUACAAUAAUGUUUGAAACUUCAUGACUCUUGCACAGGUUCCGACCACGGUGCACCCGAUGACACAGCUUUCCAUUUGUCUCCUGGCCCUGCAGUAUCGCACUGAGAUCUUUUUGAGGGGGGGAACGGAAGACCUAAAUAAUAAAAAUGUCACCACAGAAGUCGUGCCAUGAAUUGAACUUGAUAAUUGAAUCUGAUGACUGGAAGUCAGGACCAGGAGGUCAAGAACGACUGCGUGAAAGUACUAUCGAGAGCCCUUGCAACGUCGGCCGGCUUGUACUCCAUGUCGCGACGAUCACGUUGCGCAGUCUGAGAGGCAGGUGUCAUAGUUCACCUAACUCUGGCAAACCCGUCAACAAGAUCUCACCGCCAUACCACGAGCGGCUCCAAAUUUCACGCCGCUUACUCGGCCGGCGCGCUGAAAAAAACGGACUACUGGCAGUACGUCCUGGAUGAUUCCCUCACCCUGAUUGCGCAGAUCCCCACCGUCGCCGCGCACAUCUACCGCCGGGUGUUCCACGACGGCAAGGUCCCCGCCUGGGACCCCAACGUCGACUGGGCGGGCAACUACGCGAACAUGCUCAACUGUGCCAAGCCGGGGAACGAGGAACCGUUUAGAGAAGUAUAAUGAGACUCAAUUUUCUUUUUCACUGUUCUGACACUCAUCCUUAGUUUUGAUCCUGCUACUAGUUGUUGAUAUCUGGCAUGUAGCACUGUGAAAAUAAGAACCGACACACUGAUGAAAAAAAUCAUUAUCCAAAAUCGUCCACCUAGAUCACCCGUCUCUACCUGAUGCUCCACGCAGACCACGAGGGGGGAAAUGUCAGUUCGCACAUCACGCACACCUGCGGUUCCGCGUUGUCCGACCCCUUUAUGUGCUGGGCCGCCGGAAACUGUGGCCUCGCCGGGCCCUUGCACGGGCUCGCGAACCAGGAAUGUCUCCGAUGGCUGAAUGAGACCAUGAAGUUGCUGGACGGUAUAAACAACUAUGUAUAACAUGUCAAGUUUACACUAUAUUAUCCACCUAGUUGAUGUCGCCCCCACAGACAUGCACACACAUGUUUGCUAGCUUCGCAUGGCAGAAAAAAAACACAUCUUCUCUAUCAGGCAAGGAACCCACGGUAGAGAACGUGACGCAGAUUGCGAAGGACACACUGGCUUCGGGCAAGGUCGUCCCGGGCUUCGGGCACGCCGUGCUCCGCGCCCCGGACCCGCGGUAUAUGCUGGAAUACGAGUUCUGCAAGGAAAACCUCCCGAACGACCCCACGUUCAAACUGGCGGACAUGUGCUACCAGGCCAUCCCCCCGGUGCUGGAAGCGACGGGGAAGGUGAAAAACCCGUGGCCCAAUUAUCACAAUGAAAAACGCCCCCACCUCCGAACUUGGGAGCAUUUGUAUUGCAAACCUUUCCAACAGAAACAUUCGCCCUCUUGCAUCUAGCAGCAUCACAGAUUUCCGAUUGUGAAUAGCGAAAAUUUGUAUUGCAACAGAUCCCAGCAAGAGCGGCGCUUGUCAUGCAAGCAAUGCUAUAUACGCCUAGACUCUGCAUCACAACGAUUCAUAUUCCUUUCAUGCAUGACAAAAAGUUUUCAUUUGGACACUUCGCAGCACAAAUUAUUUCCGCCUGACUCCACGACCUGGUGGCCGAACCAUGUGCGGUGAGGUGCGCUUACAGGUUGUGUAGUGGUUUCGGUCGGUUUAGCAUCACAAAUUAUUCCAACUUUGGGGGCGGGGGCAUUUUUCACGGUAAUACCCAUGUGGAUGCUUUGUCCGGCACAGUGAUGCAGUACUACGGAUUGACCGAGGCCGACUACUACACGGUCGUCUUUAGUGUCUCCCGUGUGCUCGGCGUCACAGCGCAACAAGUCUGGUCGCGGGUGAUGGGCGUGCCUAUUGAACGACCGAACUCCGUCACUUUGGACUGGAUCAAGGAGAAGCUGUAGGAGGCUCCUGCGUUCGACCACGACGAAAACUUCGCAACACGUAUAGAUAUCCAUCGUAUUUACAACGCAGCAUGAAAGUGCGCGUACGAUAAUUUUUCCCUAGGACCUGCCGAAUUGAUCGAGGACACUAGCCGACGGCGAACAUAGCCAAUUUUAAGCUCGUCCAAGCAACCUUUCAUGCUAGUCCUAUGUAUCUGUUAUUUCCGUAGAUUUUUUUCAAUUAGUCGAACCAAUUCUUCCCCGUGAUAUACAACAACAUGUCCUCCUGCAACUUGAAUCGAAGUAGAAGGAGAAUCUGCAAAGAUCUCGAACUUCGAGAUCUCGGCUUGAAUUAACGGAAAAACAUCAAAGCCCCAAGCGAAAAAAAUCAUCUGAUGUGCAUCAAUCACACACAAAGCGGGCCGAAGCAGUAGAUGCGUAUAAAUAUAAUUUCCUCUUCAGCAACUGCAGCUGUGCUGGUCGAUAUAAUUUGUGACUCGCGGUCUAGUUGGACCGGAUUAGUCACCUGGCACCAGGGGCAGCAACACGCAGAGCAUCUGAUGUCUGCUCCUGGUCCUGGUGCUUCUAAAAAUCGCAAUUUUCUAGAAGCGAAACGAGUCUGCAACUGAGGCGCUGCAGAGCCAAGGUAAGUCGCAAUAUAAAAACCAAAUUAUAAUAGAACAGUGAUCACCAUCACGAUCACACUUCUAAAUCUAGUAUCGUGGUGUGCCUCUGAGGACACGAGCGCACGCGCAAGGGCAAUGCGGUGCAGCGAUGAACCUGGCUAUUUCAGCUUGCUGCGAAAUGUAU
Molecule: messenger RNA, 4606 nt
Organism: Amoebophrya sp. A120
Lineage: Eukaryota; Dinophyceae; Syndiniales; Amoebophryaceae
Source: the annotation of a GenBank genome assembly